This is a messenger RNA of Paramacrobiotus metropolitanus, 1293 nucleotides long. RefSeq names its product traB domain-containing protein-like. The coding region runs from base 186 to 1211 and encodes 341 amino acids. The record is from RefSeq and is a predicted model, not a curated record. The transcript has 3 exons. Lineage: Eukaryota; Metazoa; Tardigrada; Eutardigrada; Parachela; Macrobiotidae.
CGUGCUGAUCGCGCGUAUUUCCUCUGUCACGCAGCUUCUGCAUUGCACGUUUACUCAUACUCCUGUUUCCCGUUUUAUGGACUGAAUAAUAAAUUUUAAUAUUAAUCUGGCAAUAGUUUAGCCCUGAGCAGUUUGAGCUGGUUGUCAUCUGUGCGCGGAGACGUCCACCACUGACUGCGAGCACAAUGGAAGACGGCUCUACUUCUGGCGAUGUACCACCCGGACCGUGGGGUCUCUCGAUUCAGUAUGAUGAUGCGGUUGAUCUGCCAGCACCGACGGUUCGUCCCGUGAAUCCCGUCCUGCCCGACACCGUGACAAUGCUGGAGCAUGCGCCGUCCGGUGGGCGAGUGUACAUUGUCGGAACUGUACAUUUGGGAGAGAAAAGCCAGGAAGACGUCGCUGCGACGAUUCGGACGGUCAAGCCGGAUUCGGUGAUGCUGGAACUGUGCACAGAACGGCUGGACAUUUUAACUGUGGAUGAAGACGAAGCCCGGCGUGCACUGAGUCCACUGAGUGAACUGAACAGGAAACACUUCCAUAUCUUGGCCCAACAAUUGGGCGUCGCACAGGCAUUCCGGGUGUUCUGGGCGCUGAAACAAUCCGGACAGCACGCCAAGAAUUUAGGCAUUUCUGGCAGCGACAUGCGCACGGCCUUCCGCGAAGCCGCCAACCUCCCCAACUGCACGGUGUUGCUUGGUGAUCGACCACAGAGUAUCACGCACCAACGCACCUACGGUGCCUUAACAUUGUGGGAAUACAUCCGGCAUCUGUGGAUCGCAGUGCGAGACCUAUGCGUGCACUGGAAUAUUAGCCAGGACGAUGUGGAAAAGCUGAAAACCAGCGCGUUUCUGGAGGCCGACGCAGCGCGAAUGUCCGCGGCGUGUCCCACGGUGCAGCGCGCCAUCGUGCACGAGCGGGAUGUCGUGAUGGCCGAAGGGUUGAAGUGGUUCUUGGCGCAGCCGGUGAUGACGACAGAGGGUCCGCGGAGCCGGGUGAUGGUGGGUGUCGUGGGAAUGGCCCAUGUGGCCGGUAUCCAGCGGGCCUGGAACCGUCCGUCAUUGUCGCAGAAUGAGCAGAAGAAUCUUUUCACCAUCCCACCGACGGCCAAAUGGCGGGAGCGUGCGCCCGUUGUUGUAAAGGUCUCCUGGUUGCUCCUCUGCGGAUAUAUUACGAGUCGUGGUGGGAGGUUCCUGGCUAAUCUAGUGCGUUGAUUUCCGCAUUUGACGUCCGGAUACAAGCAGGGAUGCCAGCCGCGGCUGCAUUGAAUCCCUGGGACCAUGGAUGAAGCAGACA